AUUUCUUCCCCAAUCUCUCACCCCUCCCCUACUACCAGCCUGCUGCUUGCUGCUGCUCCCCAGUUUUCUCCUUUUCCACCUCCCACCAUCUCACCUCACCUCAUCUCAUCUCUUCUCUCACCUGCUUUUCCGCUCCCCAUCCUCCUCCUGCUCCAAUCAACCCAAUCUUCCCCAAUACCCCGUCGUCCCUGUUCCCCUCUUCCCUAGCUUAGCUUCCUGUUCUGCUUCCGCUCCACUCGUGGUUUCUGCUGCUGUGGCCGUUCUCUUCUCACCUAGACGUCUCGUCUCUCCCUUGCCGCUGCUGCUGCUGUUGCUGCUUCCCCUCCCUGGUCAAAGCGCCUCCAAGAUUUGCUGUUUCCUGGAGGAGCAACACGCAGGCAGGCUAUUGAAGGACAGGGCACCAAGAAACGAAGGAGGGAGACAGGGAGUAGAGGGAGAAAGGAAGGGAUAUACCAGUAUUAGCCAGAGAAGAGGAGGAGAGAGAAGGAAGGGGCUGGGGGUGAAAGAGUGUGUUUGCUCCUUUCGGGCAUUGAAUCGGAGUCAACAGUGUCGGGUAGGCGGCUGCUACAGCUCGGCAGCCUCCAUUAAUUAGCUCGUUGCGUUGAACUUUGUUGUCGUCUCCCGAUCGACUCAUCGAUCACGCGGACGCCCUGUGGCGCAUGCGCCGAGCGGACCUCGGCCGCCGGAACUACCGGAGCAGCAGCAGCAAGGCGAUGUAGCUCUGUGGGCCGCGAGGAAAUGACCGGUACAGCUCGCGGGAGGAGGGGUCCGGCGGGGAUGGAGGAGAAGGGCGAGGCGGCGGGUCUGGGCUUCCUGGGGCUGGACAGGAUGCGGUUGCUGCUGCCGCUGCCGCUGCCGGAGAAGCUGUCGGCGAGGACGCUGCGGACCCACCUGUACAAUCACUACCUGGGGUCGCGCAAGGUGCGGGAGCAAAGACGAUGGCUGCUGCUGCUGUGGGUGGUCAUUUGGUCGCUCAUCUCCUGCUGUAUCCUCUUCCUCAUGAGCUCCCAGGCCGUCGAGAAGCGCCGGGAGGCGCUCGCCAGCAUGUGCGACGAGCGCGCACGCAUGCUCCAGGACCAGUUCAACGUCAGCAUGAACCACCUCCAGGCGCUCGCCAUCCUCAUCUCCACCUUCCACCACUCCAAGAAUCCAUCCGCCAUCGACCAGCUGACGUUCGCGAGGUACGCGGAGAGGACAGCGUUCGAGCGGCCGCUGACGAGCGGGGUGGCGUACGCGGUGCGGGUGACGCACGCCGAGCGGGAGCAGUUCGAGCGGGAGCAGGGGUGGAGCAUCAAGAAGAUGUACUCCUCCAAGAAGCAAUCGCCUGGGCCGGGGGACGCCGAGGUCCGCGAGCCGGCGGCGGAGUACGCCCCCGUCAUCUUCGCGCAGGACGCCUACAAGCACGUCAUCUCCUUCGACUUGCUGUCCGGGAACGACGACCGCGAAAACGUACUGCGAGCUAGAGAAUCUGGGAAGGGUGUUCUUACUGCUCCCUUUGAGCUGCUCAAUAAUCGCCUCGGAGUGAUCUCGACCUACACUGUGUACGAGUCUGAGCUUCCCCCAAAUGCGAGGCCGCACGAGCGCAUCCAGGCUGCUAUAGGCUAUUUAGGUGGCAUAUUUGACAUAGAAGCACUUGUUGAUAAGUUGCUUCACCAGCUUGCGGGCAAGCAAUCCAUCAUGGUGAACGUGUAUGAUACUACUAAAGAGAGCCCAAUCAGUAUGUAUGGUUCGAGUGAUACAGGGAGUGGCAUGUGUCAUGUCAGCACACUGAACUUCGGCGACCCGUCAAGGAGACAUGCGAUGCAUUGCAGGUUCAUCCAAAAGCCGCCAUGGCCGUGGCUGGCAAUAACAUCAUCAUUUGGAACUAUUGUGAUUGCUUUACUGAUUGGAUACAUAUUUCAUGCUACUGUCAAACGGAUUGCCAAAGUUGAAGAUGAUUAUCAAGAGAUGAUGGAGCUCAAGAAGCGUGCAGAGGCUGCAGAUAUUGCCAAGUCACAGUUCUUGGCAACUGUUUCUCACGAGAUCAGAACCCCAAUGAAUGGUGUUCUAGGGAUGCUUCAAAUGCUCAUGGAUACUGAUUUGGACACAACACAGCAAGACUAUGUUAGAACUGCGCAAGCUAGUGGAAAAACUUUGGUAUCUCUCAUUAACGAGGUUCUUGAUCAGGCGAAGAUCGAGUCUGGUAAACUCGAGCUUGAGGCGGUGCCCUUUGAUCUUAGAACAGUUUGUGAUGACAUUUUGUCUCUCUUCUGCGGGAAAGUUCAAGAGAAAGGACUGGAGUUGGCAGUGUAUGUCUCUGACCAAGUUCCGCAUACACUAAUUGGUGAUCCCGGCAGAAUAAGGCAAAUCAUUACAAAUCUCGUUGGGAACUCUAUAAAAUUCACAGAGAGGGGUCAUAUCUACUUGACAGUUCAGGUCGUUGAAGAGGUUAUGAGUUGUUUAGAGGUUGAGACGGCAACCCAAUACACAAAGACCUUAAGUGGCUACCCAGUGGCGAACAGGAGGCGCAGUUGGGAAAACUUUCGACUUUUCAAUAGGGAACUACACUCAUCUGAUGUGUCUUUUGCACCCAUUGCAUCUGACUCAAUAAGCUUGAUAAUAUCAGUUGAAGAUACAGGUGUUGGCAUCCCAUUCGAAGCCCAGUCCCGUGUCUUCACCCCUUUCAUGCAGGUUGGUCCAUCUAUUGCCCGCAUCCAUGGGGGCACUGGCAUUGGAUUAAGCAUCAGCAAGUGUUUGGUUGGUCUCAUGAAGGGGGAGAUAGGAUUUGCAAGUAAACCCCAUGUUGGUUCUACUUUCACCUUCACUGCAGUACUUAUGAGGGCCCGCCCCAGCAGCAAUGAGAAUAAAUCGUUAGAUUUUAAAGAGAUCAAUGCUUUGGUGGUUGACCAUAGACCACUCCGUGCCAAGGUUACCAAGUACCAUUUGCAAAGACUGGGAGUUAAAACUGAAUUGACAACUGACCUAGAUCAGUUUGUUUCUAAAAUGAAUUGUGGAUCACGGUUUGCGAAGCUAGUGCUUAUUGACAGAGAAACCUGGCUGAAGGAAUCCCAUUCCAUGCCUCUUUUGGUUAGAAAAUUGAGGAAUAAAGAUCAGACAGACUCUCCAAAGUUAUUUCUUUUGGAGAACCCUACAAGCUCUGUCAAGAGCAGUUCACAUAUAUCCAGGGAAUAUAACUUGAAUGUUAUUAUGAAGCCGCUUCGUGCAAGCAUGCUUCAAGUCUCGCUACGAAGAGCAUUGGGUGAGGUUGAUAAAGUGCAUUGCAGGAAUGGAGUAGUUGGCAAUCCAACAUUGGGCAGCCUGCUUCACAAGAAGCAAAUCAUUGUGGUUGAUGACAAUAUUGUGAAUCUCAAAGUGGCUGCGGGUGCUCUGAAGAAGUAUGGAGCGGAAGUAACUUGUGCUGACAGUGGGAAGAAAGCAAUCACGCUGCUAAAAGCUCCUCACAGUUUUGAUGCUUGUUUCAUGGACAUACAAAUGCCAGAAAUGGAUGGAUUUGAAGCCACAAAGAGGAUUAGAGUGAUGGAAAGAGAUCUAAAUGAGCGACUAGAACGGGGAGAAGUCCCACCAGAAUGUGCAAAUGUUCGGCAGUGGCGAACUCCAAUAUUGGCCAUGACGGCAGAUGUUAUCCAAGCAACACAUGAACAGUGCCUGAAAAGUGAAAUGGAUGGCUAUGUCUCCAAGCCAUUUGAAGGGGAGCAGUUGUACAGAGAAGUAGCUCGUUUUUUCCAAAGUCAUGACCAAGUUCAGUAGGUAGGUGUAUAUGGUCGAGUGUCUAAUAGUGGAGGAUAUCGCCAAAUGAUUGACCCGUCGUGGCACAAAGAAUUUUGUCAAAGCUCCUGUGUUCCCAAGAGUGGGCAGCAAUUUGCAGAAUAUGGGCUUCUAUUGUAAAUGCUAGCAAUGAUGAGAUGUCGUGUGCAGUUAGGAAGAAGCACUGGACGUCUGGAGAUGGAACCACCCAUGUUCUAUUUCUUGGUACACCAUGUGACCAAGCUGCAAAAAAAAAGUGUACAAUUUCUUGAAAUCAAGAGGCAUGCGAAGCAAUUUACUCCACAAUUUCUUGGAGUCAAGGCGUGCGAAAAGUCCAGCUGCGUUCACAGACUGCAGAUGUCCUCUGCCACUGUAAUAUAGAUGUUGAGGGAGAGAAAUUUUCCUUCCACUCCCCCCCCCCCCCCGGGGAACUUACGGCUGUACAUAUUAGGUGUUUGUUUGGGUUAGAAAUAGAGUCCUUUAUCUAUUACAUAUAGGUUAGAUUAUUAGUCUUUAUCCUGUACUUAUCAUGCAAUCUAUAUAUUGCUUUUAGGGGUUAUUAUUGAAUACAAGUUGUUAUUUUUAA
Phragmites australis (common reed) is the source of this 4330-nucleotide messenger RNA. Its product is annotated as probable histidine kinase 3. Lineage: Eukaryota; Viridiplantae; Streptophyta; Magnoliopsida; Poales; Poaceae. Gene Ontology annotation, biological process: phosphorelay signal transduction system; phosphorylation. The record is from RefSeq and is a predicted model, not a curated record. The transcript is spliced from 12 exons. Gene Ontology annotation, molecular function: phosphorelay sensor kinase activity. The coding region runs from base 739 to 3747 and encodes 1002 amino acids.